Spinacia oleracea (spinach) is the source of this 1443-nucleotide messenger RNA. RefSeq lists its product as uncharacterized. NCBI's taxonomy places the organism in Eukaryota, Viridiplantae, Streptophyta, Magnoliopsida, Caryophyllales, Amaranthaceae. The record is from RefSeq and is a predicted model, not a curated record. Bases 478 to 1443 code for a protein of 321 amino acids. The transcript has 2 exons.
UUGUCGCCAGAGCCCUGUCGCUGGUCUUACGUCGCCCAGGCUUUGUCGUCUGUCGCCUCACUUGACAGGCUCACUUGACACGACGCCACCUGCGACAUGAUGAUACCUGGAUGACACGGCAAUAUCAGACGUCAAAGCAGUUAUGUCGUUAGUCCAAUAAAGUGGGAUAACAGUUUGCCCCCAAUUGUGAGUUUGCGGAGUGUAUACAAAGCAAAAGAAACAAUUCAAAAUUCAAAAAGUAAACCGUCUACAACCGUCCAGUUCGUGGGACGGAACCGUUCCGAUUCUCGAAGUAAUAAAUGCCAAUUUUUUGCGACAUGCAAUAAAGCGUCUUAGAAUUUUUCGAAGAAAGUUUCCAGAUCUGAAAACAAGAGAGAGAAAAGGAAGGGAGGAAUUGCUUUCGUUGCUUCGAUUUAGCCACACCCAUGUAAAAUUUCGAUCAUUUCCUUCGAUUUUCUUGUAGAUUUUAGUAGAGCGAUGGCAAAAACUAGGCCGACCGUGGUUAAGGAUAAGGAAGAUGUUGGGGUUAGUCGGGCCAAGUCACUCAACCCGAUCUACUCUACUGUUGAGGAUCCAGCGGCUUUUAUAACUCUCGCCGGUCUGCCACCGUCGGCUGAAGUGAGGAUUCCUGGUCAAGAGGAUGAGGCCAAGGAUUGCCCGGAGGGUUAUGUGGUUAUGUAUGAGUACCCUUUUAUUCUGGGGUUUUUGUUUCCUUUUACACCCUUGGCUAGAUCUUUUGUCGAGGUGUUCCAUUUAAGCCCUGGCCAAUUGAUGCCUCAGAUCUGGCGUAUUUUUACUGUAGUGCAUAGGGUUACUUCGGGUUGGCGAACACCGUUUGACUUGGCUGAUCUGAUGCAUGUUUAUGAUUUAUCCUUGAAGGAGUGUUGUCGGUAUACUUUGGUGACGAAGAAAAAGAAGAAGAAUUUGUGUGUCGGGUUAGCUGUAAAUGAUAGGGGUUGGCAAAGUCGUUUUGUUUAUGUGAAUAAGGCGUCUCUGGGAGAAGUAGGAAACUUCUUAGUGGAAGGGUGGACGACGGAAGUUGUUGAUACGUCGUUAGCUGGUUUGAACUCUGACUCUCACGAUAAGUGUUUGAGGUUUCUGGGUUGUUCUGUCGUGGAGAGAUCGUUCAGCCGUGACGGAGGUCGUUUGGGAAGUCAAGAGGGGAGUCAAGCUGGUGACGUUGACGAGGAGGAGACUGAAGACGAGACGAUUUGCUUAGUUCGUCAUCGACGGAAGUUGGACUUACGCGAGGAGGUCGUUGCGAAUUCGUCGUCUGCAUCAGAGGAAGAGUUUGAGAUGGCUGACACAUCAGGUAUUUUUGGUUUGGUUUCUUAUUUGCCUGGUUUAUCUGCGGGGUGUGUUUUUGAUGGUUUCUCGCUUUGUUUGUUGAAGAGAAUACGCUGUCGUCUAAGCCAGUGUCGAGGAUGUCACAGAGCGAGAUGA